This is a messenger RNA of Vespa velutina, 3161 nucleotides long. Its product is annotated as centromere/kinetochore protein zw10 homolog. Gene Ontology annotation, cellular component: nucleus; RZZ complex; chromosome, centromeric region. Bases 917 to 3085 code for a protein of 722 amino acids. NCBI's taxonomy places the organism in Eukaryota, Metazoa, Arthropoda, Insecta, Hymenoptera, Vespidae. Gene Ontology annotation, biological process: mitotic spindle assembly checkpoint signaling; mitotic cell cycle; endoplasmic reticulum to Golgi vesicle-mediated transport. The record is from RefSeq and is a predicted model, not a curated record. The transcript is spliced from 10 exons.
AUUCAAAUGAUGUUAAAAAAGAAUUUAUAAAGUAACAUCGUACUAUUAAUGAUUAGUUAACUGAUAGCGAAAAUUAGGUUAGAAUUGUAAGAGUUUGUUUGGAUUAAUAUAUUCGAUGAAUUAUUAUUAUUUUUUUUCUUUAUGAUUAUAUGUGAUCUUUUAUUUAUUUAUUUCUUUUCAUUUUUUCCUUUUUUCAUUCUUUCUUCGACCAACAAUUGCAUAAUACUAUUAUAAUGAUUUAUCUCUCUAAAACAUAAAGGCGUUUCGAAUUAAUCUUAUUACAAAAUGAAAUAGAUACCAAGAGAUAGAGUUAGCCAUACUGAUAGCAUUAUCGGCUUAUCAUCGUUUAUUAAGUAAACUAAAGAUGAAUCGUACAAUUAGUCAUACAAUGUAGGUUGCGUUACUAGAUCAUCAUCUACUGUCUUGUUAUAUUGAAGUUGCUUUUUCAAAAUUCUUAUACUCAUUUCAUAAAUACGUUUUCAUGAGCACAUUUCGACAUUCUUAAUUAAUAUGAUCAAAUAAUUCUGCACUCAUUUAAAAAUAUAUCUAUAUAAAUAUAAAGAUUGAAUCUUAUAAAAUGUGUGUGUCACAGAAAUAUACAAAAAAAAUAUAAAUAAUAAGAAUAAUUACAAUGUACUUAAAGUUAUAUAAAAUAUUUUCAAAUUUACCGCCUUAAAAUUGAACCAAUCGAAACAAAUCGCUAUUGCGCAUAUACAAAUUUUCUUUUUAUCAAUAUAACCUAAUAAUAUACUGGAUGUAUUUUUAUUUAACCGGUAUUAAAAGAGGUUAUACAAAGUUUAUAUAAAAUAUCUGAUUUUUUUUAUCUUAAUGUAAACAUUUGUAUGAUAUAUAAAUCAAUAUUAACAAAAAUUUAUUUUUUAUUUCCAUACACAAAACAUAUUAAUACUCUUUCAAUAUGGUAUCGUUUUUAACUGAUGUGUUAAUUACAGCAGGGCAAGUUGAAAAGCUCAAUCUUCGAGAAAAAAUUUCUCAAAUACAGGAGGAUAUAGUAAAGCUAAAGUAUGAUGUCAAAGAUUUCUUGGAUGAUAAUUAUAUUGAAUUUUCAUCAAAACUGACAAAAAAUCAACGUUUAGUUUCUAAAGCUGAAAUACUUACAAAAGAAAUGAACGAUUUACAAAAAAGAAUAGAUGAUCAGAUCAAAGUAGAAUUAUCUGGGUCCAUAAAGGAAUUAAAGAAUCUUUCACAAGCGUUGAAAGAAUCAAACCUUUGUCUUCACUUAUCUAACCAAUUAUUAUCUCUGGACGAAUGCAUUAAGUUGAUAAAACAAUAUCAAGAAGAACAGCGAUACGUUGAUACUGCUAAAAGCUUAUGUACAAUGCAAAAUUUAUUGGACAAUCCUGAAAGUGAUUUACAAGAUCUUGAUAUUUAUAAUGCAAUUAAAGAGGAAUAUAAAAAUUUACAUGAUUCAUUUUUAUCUCAUGCUUCUUUGCUUUGGGACGAGCGUAUUUGUUGGACUGGUUUAGAAAAUAAUAAGAAUGAAACAGUCGUUACACUUCAUAUUAGGGAUAAACUUGAAAAUAUAGAAGACUUAAUUCGUGGUUUGCAUUACGUCAACAAACUUUCUGAUCAUUUGGAUCAAUUUUCAGAAACAAUAAUGAGUCAUAUAAUUCAACCGAUUAUCAAUGAGCAUUGCUCAGUUUUUGUUUCAAAAGAAAAUAUAUUCACCAUUGAAUAUAUUGAUAGAAAAGAAAUACCUGUUUAUAAAAGUGUCUUGCAUAAUUUAAAAUUAUUAUUUAGAUAUCUUCAUGAACAUUUUAAUGUUAUAAUAGAUGAUAAUCAGACCUUACUUAUGAAAAUGCAGCCGCAUAUGUUAGAACAAUUAGCAGAAAGUCUUACAAUGAAUUGCAUAGCUAGAACUAUUCCUAGUUCUAGCACAGAAUUAAAAAAUUUUGAACCAGUAGUUGAAGAAACUAAUGACUUUCAAAGUUAUUUAAUAGAAAUAGGAUUUAUCACAGAAGAAAACUUAUUCUUGAAAGAAUACACUGAUAAUAUUGAUAAACUUUUUAUUGAUAAAAUAUGCCAAGAUUUAAUGGUAAAAGCAAGAAAUAUUAUUAAGAAAGAUCUACAUGAUUCAAUUAAACACAUACCAGAGAUCCCAUUAAAAUUUCCAAAUGAUGAGUUAGAAAGUGAAGGCGUAUCAAUUCACAGAUACUUAAAUGAAUCUUCUUUUCAACUACCAUCUUGUCAAAUAAGCAAAAGUGCGAAAGAAAUACUAGAUCUUGCAAGAAGUAUUUUGGAUGAGGCCUGUGACAGUUCAGAUGCUUCUGCAGUCAGACUGUUUUAUACAUGUAGAAAUGUAUUUGAAAUGUAUGCAGGACUAGUACCUGAACAUCACAAAAAAUUUUUGGAAACAAUACCACAACAAGUCGCUCUAUUCCACAACAACUGUAUGUAUCUCGCACACCACCUACUCACAUUGGCACAUGAAUACAGGGAUAAAUUGCCGAGAUCAUUGCAACAGCUUAACUUAACUUUUACUGAUCAAACACUGAUACUACGCAAUGUCGGUUCUGAAUGUUUCCUAGAGCACAUGAGAUAUCAGAGAGAUAUUAUUAUAGAUAUUCUCAAAGAGUCAGGUUUAGCAGCACUAGGUCAGGUUUCUGAAUUACCUUCGUCAACUGAACGUGCAUUGAGACAAUGUAUCAGACAAUUAGAAUUGUUGAAGACCGUCUGGUUAGAUGUUCUACCUGUCAAUAUUUAUUGCAGAGCUGUAGGAUGCAUCGCUAAUUCUAUGGUCGAAGAUUUAAUAAUAAGAGUUACAUCUGUUGAAGAUAUACCUGCUGAUAUAGCUUCUGACUUAGUGAUAAUGUUCAAUACAGUUGCAACACGAACGCCAAUGAUAUUUCCAGAAUCUGAGAAGAUAGCACAAUAUGCACGAAAAUGGAAAAAAUUCUUAGAACUUAUUAAAGUUCUUGGUGCAUCAUUGAAAGAGAUAGAGAUUAGAUGGGCAAAUGGGACAGGUCCUCUUGCAAAAGAAUUUACAGCUAUUCAAGUAAAACAACUUAUUAGAGCAUUAUUUCAAAAUACAGAAAGAAGAUCAGUUCUCUUAGCUUCUAUUAAAUAAUACAAUACUGUAUUGAUAUAUUGUUAAUAAUCAGUGGAGAAAGAAAAUUUAUUUAUAUUUUAUACAUUUCAUCUUA